Mercenaria mercenaria is the source of this 1533-nucleotide messenger RNA. Its product is annotated as patched domain-containing protein 3-like. The coding region runs from base 401 to 1171 and encodes 256 amino acids. NCBI's taxonomy places the organism in Eukaryota, Metazoa, Mollusca, Bivalvia, Venerida, Veneridae. The transcript has 5 exons. Gene Ontology annotation, cellular component: membrane. The record is from RefSeq and is a predicted model, not a curated record.
UGAUACAUGUAGUUGGUAAAACUUAAUUCCUAAUUAUACAUUAUUUUAUUCAUAUCUGUACUUUCCUGUUUGCAUUUUAAUAAUGAUAAUCCAUGUAAUUACGGACGUAAAUUGACAGAUCUAUAUUCACGUCUUUGAUGUUAUUCGUGUAUAUUCCAGUCGCUCUGUAUUUAGCUAUUCAAGCUUAGAGAUUGAAUACAAAUACUAAAGUAUUGAAGCCGGUCUUUUUCAAGUACGAAAAUAGUGGGUAACUGGUUUAAAAUACCUUGCGGAUUUGCACUUUAAUUACUAUACAAACUUGGAUAUAUGAUAUAGCUAUGCACUUUCUGUUUAUGGUUUUUGUAUUGCUCCAUGGGAAUAAUUUCACCAUGACAGUUAUUUGUGAAUUCAUUUCCGCAGAAUGAAGUGUAACAGUGUAUAUCAGUGUGUGGAAAGAAAGAUUGGAGGAAUCUUUGCUAAGUAUGGCCGAUUUGUCGCUGCGCAUGCGUGGAAAAUUCUUAUUGUUUCCAUUCUUGUCAAUGGAGGACUAGGAAUCGGGAUGAUGAAGUUGGAAUUAGACAACGACGCGUCUAAUUACCUCCCUUCAGGAACACAAGCGGAAGAAGAUGAAAAAAGAAUCGAAGGAUUAUUUCCGGAUCUUGAUUAUUCAAAUUUUGAUUCGCUUCGACUCAUAUAUGGUGGUCCGUGGGUGCGGCUGAUAGUCAGAAGUAAAAGUGGUAAUUUGUUGACCAGACAGAUGUUAGAACAGGUCCAGUCGCUGACAAAUGCCAUACAAAAUAUCACCGCAGAUGACGGAUAUGGACAGACCGUUACGUUUACCGACGUAUGUGCUAAGAUAAAUGGGCAUUGUGCAGUUGGUGGUCAGUUGUUUGUAGAAGAGGAGUUCCUUUCAGCAGUAGAUAUAGACACUGUUACCUACCCAGAAUUCAACACAUCUACCAGAGGAAUGGUGUAUUAUGCACCUAGAUUGGGAGGAAAGAUAGAAUUCGAUGCCAGUGGGAAAUACUUAAAACGUAUGGAGUUCAUACGGCUAGAGAUAAUGAUCCCGUUUUGGGGCAGAGACGAAUGGGUAUGUAAACUCAACCAGUUCUCUAACUGCCAUCUGAAUAUGCAAUUGUUAUUUCAAAUCAAGGUAAUUAAUCAUAAUAGCAAAGUUUUUACAUUUUUCUGAUGUACAAAGGAAAGGAAGUUUGAAUUCAUUAGCCAUGACGUUCAUAUUGUCAAUGUUAUUGAUCAUCUUUAUUACCUUUGCUCGUCUUCGUAUCGUUUUGUUAUACACACCCGCUCCCCAAAGAAAACGACGGCUUUAGAUAUAUUUAGAUCUACUGUAAGUGUACAAGAUGACUCAGUCAGUUCCCAAAGUACAGUAAAAUGGCAUUGGUUUAAACAGAUUUUACAAAGGACUGCAUCAUAUCUCUAAUCUAUAUGUAUAGAGGGAGUUUCAAAGUGUUGAAGCAAAGUAUAGUACAGUAAAAUGGUGUAAAAAUACUUCAGAAAAUGGGAAAAGCAUGAAACUUGGUACAUAACUACUUU